Cylindrotheca closterium is the source of this 732-nucleotide messenger RNA. Lineage: Eukaryota; Bacillariophyta; Bacillariophyceae; Bacillariales; Bacillariaceae. The record is from the annotation of a GenBank genome assembly.
AUGAAUUACGCCAGCAGAGGCAAACAUGAUCCAAAAGCGGAACAAAAUAAUCAACAUUUAAAAGCAUUGUUUUGGGUUCACUUUCACCGAAUGCCAUUCAAGGCGAUUCCAAAGAAGUUAACUGUGGCACUUAUGACAAGGGUCGCAAAAAUAUCCAACUACUAUCCGGCAAAAGGUGGGUUGUCUGCAUACUACAGCCCGCAUAUGAUUAUACAUCAACAAAUGGUUGAUGCCUCUAACGAAUUUGUCGCUGAGAUUGGUGCACAUGUCCAUGGAUAUGGCCAUGACACCAAGAAUAAUGUGACUGCUCGGACAAUCAAAGGUGUUUACAUGGGACCCACCAACGAUAUCCAAGAAGGACACCAUAUCUAUGAUCUGAACACAAAGUACGAAGCACGACGUGCGAAAAUCAAGGUUCUUCCGAUGACUGACCAAUUCAUCAAGAUUAUAGAAGAAGACGCAAGAUUGGAAGGAGUGACGGAAUUACGCACCUAUUCCAAGCGUAAUGGCAAGCUAAUCCUCGACGGUGAUUUGCUUGAAGGAGUGGACCCAGAUGGACUGUGGGAUGAAAACUACGUACCAGUAAACAAAAUCGAAAGACUGAGUGAUGUAACAAAUAAAGGUGACUGUGCUAUAGGAUGCGAGAUGCGCCGUACUGAUACGAACGUGUACGAUUGCAAGCGGUCUGUGAGUAGUAAGGAUAAAUCGGCUGCUUACGAAAGCUGUCGAUGA